GUUGCCUUCCAGCCGACAUUAUCUCAUAUGCAACCCCGCCAAGCUCCCUACCAUCAUUGUCUGAAGAUGAGAUUCAGACAGCGGUCUCCUCGUUGCGAAACAUUGUGGCUGUGGAUUCAGCUUCGAAAUUGUAUAACCUACUCGAGGACAUGAAUACUCCCCUCUUCGCAAACUGUAGACUCCGUCUUCCUUGCAUCGCAUUCCGUGUCACGGAAGUCAAACGGAGACCUGGUCAUGUUGCUCAUUCCACGUAUGGAGUGAAAGCAGAUGGGCUUCGGGACUUGCUGAUCACCACGGACGAGACACUGAUUCAGUUCUCGCGCGCAAGGCGCACUCGGCAGACAUUCUUUCUUAUCCGUCCAUGGGAUCGUCGUCUCCUUGAGCUGCCUGACUUUGCAGA
Molecule: messenger RNA, 400 nt
Organism: Suillus fuscotomentosus
Lineage: Eukaryota; Fungi; Basidiomycota; Agaricomycetes; Boletales; Suillaceae
Exons: 1
Source: RefSeq, a predicted model, not a curated record